AUGAAGAUUGUUGGGUUGGUAUCGGGUGGAAAGGACAGCUGUUAUAAUUUGAUGAAAUGUCUGCAAAACGGUCACCAGAUCAUCUGCCUGGCCAACCUUUAUCCGCCAUCGUCGAACUCAACUGAUGAAAUCGACAGUUAUAUGUAUCAAAGUGUUGCUUACAUGGGUGUUCAAUUGUAUAGUGAGGCAUGUGAAUUGCCUUUGUAUCGACGGGAAAUAAAGGGAAAGCCGAUGAACGUUGACGCUGACUACAAGCCGACAGAUGACGACGAGGUGGAGGAUUUGUACGAGUUGCUCGCUGAUGUCAGAUUGAAGCAUCCGGACGUUGAAGGUGUUUCGGUAGGCGCAAUAUUAAGCAGUUAUCAGAAGAAACGCGUUGAGAAUGUUUGUGAUCGUUUGAACAUGAAGGUGUUGUGUUAUUUAUGGGGAAUGGAUCAGUCGAAGUUACUCGAUGAAAUUAUUAACUCACAAAUCGAUGCCAUCGUUGUUAAAGUUGCUGCUUUGGGUCUUAAUUCAAAACAUAUUUCUCAGUCCCUUGUUGACGUAUGUUUCAUUGUUCACUUACCAAUUUUUCUUACAAGUUUAUUUUAG
Molecule: messenger RNA, 591 nt
Organism: Anisakis simplex (herring worm)
Lineage: Eukaryota; Metazoa; Nematoda; Chromadorea; Rhabditida; Anisakidae
Source: the annotation of a GenBank genome assembly